UAUUAUUUUUGAGAGCGAGAGAGAUCUACUCGUUCACUCAAUAGCAAAGAUGGUUGGAUUUUUCUAUUCGUCACCUCACUUCAAUGGAAAUCCAAAAGCAAUAGAGAAGGCCAAGAACCAAAAGGUAAUAAUUUAUCCAAAAGGCUUCACCAUCACAUGGGGCAAUGACAAACGCUAUUGGCGUUUCCCUCGUCAAUCUCGAAACUUGAAGGAGUCGAGUGCAGCUGCAGAACUGCUACAAGUGUCAUGGUUGGAGGUGACAUGCUGGACAGACAAUGUAGAGAUCGGAAAAAGCUACAAAGUUGGGUUUAACGUUUCCAUGACGGCCGCUGCUUUUGGAUGGAAAGGAUGUGAAGUUUACAUAAUGGCCAAGAUUGGGAAGGCUGGGAAAUUCGUUUACAAGAAGAUGUGCCUCGAUGGGAAAGCAUCAGAUGGUCAGACCAAAUUCAAUAUGCCCGAGGAUAAUCUAAUUAUCACUGUCAAACCUCCGUCGACCUCGCCGGGAGACAACCGUCUCUACUUCGGAAUGUAUGAGGUUUGGAGCGGAAAGUGGAAAGGAGGACUCAAGAUCCACCAUGCAUUUGUUGAGAAGGUCGGGAAUUAGAGCGAAAAAUGAAACGUGAGAUUGAGCCCUUGUUUUCGAGAUUAAUAAUAUAUGUUUGGUGUUAAUGGAGCCAGGCUCAUUUUGGAUUUUAUAAUAUAUUGAAUUUGUAAUACUUUAAUACAGUUUUUUUAUUGACGUCAACAGUACUUUUAAAUA
Messenger RNA from Cucumis sativus (cucumber), 760 nucleotides. RefSeq names its product protein PHLOEM PROTEIN 2-LIKE A9. The transcript has 3 exons. Lineage: Eukaryota; Viridiplantae; Streptophyta; Magnoliopsida; Cucurbitales; Cucurbitaceae. The record is from RefSeq and is a predicted model, not a curated record. Bases 50 to 604 code for a protein of 184 amino acids.